AAGCCAACCUCACCAGUCACCACCGUGUCCGCCUUCUCUUUCCCCCAACCGCAUCGCAUCGCACAGGUCGGCGACCGCCGGAGGACGACGAGGAGGAGACGAGCAACAAGUUGAAAUCAAGGUGGCCUAUUCUCCUCCUCCUCAUCUGACGAUAUGGUCUGCGUCGCGUGCUUGCUGCCCCUCUUCUUGAUCCCGGUGGUCAACGCCCUCCCUUACCUCUUCGACCUCAUCCUCAGAAAGGUGUAUCAGCUAUUUGGAUGGGAAUACAGGAGACCUGAAAGAGUCCCACCUGCUUGUCCUUAUAAGCCUGCAGCAAAGAAGAACGAUGAAGGUGCAAGCGAUUCAAAACCCCUAGUUGAAUCCCAAGGUGCUGCCGCAGAAGAUAAGAAAGAUGAAUGAUGCAUGUAUUCACUUGGUUCAUGUCAGCUGAUGCUUAAAUAGUUCACGCUUUCUGUGAUCAUACCAUAACUAAGAAAUAAUUGUUGUCAUGAAUAUAUAUUUGACUAUGGGUUGAUGAAUGUACUUCUAAUUCCACCUGUAAUCCUUACCAGUUGCGUGACUGUGAA
Phragmites australis (common reed) is the source of this 566-nucleotide messenger RNA. RefSeq lists its product as uncharacterized. NCBI's taxonomy places the organism in Eukaryota, Viridiplantae, Streptophyta, Magnoliopsida, Poales, Poaceae. The record is from RefSeq and is a predicted model, not a curated record. Bases 154 to 399 code for a protein of 81 amino acids. The transcript has 4 exons.